Zingiber officinale is the source of this 471-nucleotide messenger RNA. Its product is annotated as basic salivary proline-rich protein 1-like. The coding region runs from base 1 to 471 and encodes 156 amino acids. The transcript is spliced from 4 exons. Lineage: Eukaryota; Viridiplantae; Streptophyta; Magnoliopsida; Zingiberales; Zingiberaceae. The record is from RefSeq and is a predicted model, not a curated record.
AUGGGAACCGGCACCCCCACUCGCAACAAGAAUCCCUCCUACCUUGGUGAUCAGACAUCGACCUCCGAUUCCGGCCAUGGUAAUCUCAAUCCGCCCACCCAGGGUGGUGCGAAGCCGAAGCCGCCCUCUGAUUCUGGUCGUGGUGAUCUCAAUCCGCCCACCCAGUGUGGUGCGAAGCUGCCCUCUGAUGCCGGCCAAGCUGAUCACAAUCCUCCCACCCAAGGUGGUGCGAAGCCAAAUCUGAAGCCGCCCUCUGAUUCCAGCCAAGCUGAUCUCAAUCCGCCCACCCAGGGUGGUGCGAAGCUGAAGCCGAACCCGUCGAAGCAUGGUGGUGCGAAGCAGAAGCCGACCGCCGAAGCAUGGUCUAUGUUGCAAACUAGGGCUGAAAAUAUACUGCAAACCUGUCGUUCCGAUUCCAACAGUUCUGAUUCCACCACCACUUCCUCCUCCUCCUCCGAAGUUAUUGUGUGA